AACACAAAGUGCUCAGAAGGCAUUAAAAAUAACACUUUAUGUUUUUUCCUCUUUAAGCAGCAGAUUCAAUGAUUUGCAAUGUUGUAAUUUCCACACCUCAGCCUCCAUUCACCCUGCCUUGGAGUCUAAGACGUAACAACAGUGUGACAUUAAAAAUAGGACAACUGUAUUUUAAUCUGUAUGGGACAGCAAUAUUAAAUGUCCCUUUUGAACUUUGGCAACACUUGGGGGCUGGCAUGAGGUGUGUGCUGUCAGCUGCCUGGCGGAGGGACCCCAUCAGCCUACUAUUGAAGAGUUUCUGCAUUGCUGUCAUUCCUGCUGGGGGUAGCUGAUAGCACCACUGAAAGCCCCGGACACUCGAUACACAUCUGACAAGAUGGCAGGAGGAAUCUUCACCAAUUUGGAUAACCUGUGUAAUGUGGAUUGUACUAAUGUCCACCCCCUGGUGUGCCACCUGUGCCAUGAGCAGUACCAGUCCCCGUGUUUGUUGGACUGCUACCACAUGUUCUGUGCCCGCUGCCUGCGAGGCCGGACCAGUGACGGCCGUCUCAGCUGCCCCCUCUGUGGUUACCCAUCCAUAGUAAAAGGGAAUAGCGCCCUCCCACCAGAGGACCGUCUGCUGAAGUUCCUGGUCGACAACAACGCAGAAGCUGAGGAGACAGUACAGUGUGCUAACUGUGACCAGGAAAGUAACAAAAAGGACGCAGGGAUGAUGUACUACUGUAACACUUGUAGCCAGCCACUGUGCGGCGCCUGCAGGGAGUUGACUCACAAGGCCAGAAUGUUUUCCCACCAUGAGAUUGUAUCCCUGGCCAAACGCACCAAAGCCAAACACAGGAAGUGCUCUCUCCACAAGGAGCCCUACAUCCUUUUCUCAACAGAGAAUAAGUCUAUGCUUUGCAUCAAGUGCUUCAGAGACACGCAAGUGGAGAGUCGGACUCACUGCAUUGAUAUUGAAACAGCUUACGUGCAGGGGUGUGAGAUGUUGGACCAGGCUGUGCUGGUGGUGAAGGAGCUGCAGACUUCAACUCGAGAGGCGAUCGUUCUGCUGAGAGCAAUGAUAGGAGAAGUGUGUCUGAAUGUGGAGGAAGAAGAGAGUGCAAUCUGUAGUCUGUUCAACAGCUUACAGGAAAAGCUAGCAGAGAGGAAGAAGAUUCUGCUGAAAGCAGCUCAGAGUCAACAUGAGGAGAAGGAGAAAGCACUAAAGGAACAGCUCUCACACCUUACAGCCCUCCUACCAACUCUCCAGGUUCACCUCGUCACCUGUUCGGCCUUCCUCAGCUCAGCCAACAAGUUUGAGUUUUUGGACAUGGGUUACAUGUUCCUGCUUACACAGCAACUCAUGGAGAGGCUGAAGCGGAUUGUAAAGCUCCCUCAUCGACUGAGACCAGUGCAGAGCAGCAAAAUCAACACAGACUACAGAAGUGAGUUUGCCCGCUGUCUGGAGCCCUUACUGCUGCUAAGUCAGCGCUGCCCUCCAUCUGUUGCCGGAUCUACAAGUAUUGCAACAAGGCACCAGUCCCCUCUCUCCAUGUCUUGCCGCUCCCCGUCUCUCAGUGAGAUGCCCCGAAGGCCCACUUCUCACCGCAACAUCUGCACCAAGGUCCUCCUGGCUGAGGGGAGAGAAACACCCUUCACCGAGCACUGCCGCAACUAUGAGAACACCUACAGGACUUUCCAGACAGAGAUUCAGAAUCUGAAGGACCAGGUCCAGGAGCUGCACCGAGAUCUGACCAAGCACCACUCCAUCAUCAACACAGAUAAAAUGGGAGAGAUCCUGGACAGAUCGCUGCACAUUGACAGCCAGAUAGCUGCCCAGUACUCCACUGUGGAAACUAUGAGAGUCAUGUUUGAAGAGAUCUGGGAUGAGACUUUUCAGAGGGUCACUAAUGAGCAGGAGAUCUAUGAAGCCCAGCUUCAUGACCUAAUGCAGCUGAAGCAGGAGAACUCUUACCUAACCACUAUCACCCGACAGAUCAGCCCCUACAUCCUGUCCAUUGCCAAAGUCAAAGAGAGACUUGAGCCCAGGUUUCAGGAGCCUAAAGAACACCAUGAUGACCGCACAGAAACAAUGCUGAAAAUCUAUGAAGACAGCACAAUCACUAAAGACAAUCAAGACAGUAACAACCAGACCUGUGUCACAGACCAAGACAGAGACAAGAACAACCGCCCGCUGAUCCUCGACUCGGAGGAGUGCUCUGUCAAGACCAAUCAUCCGGGCAAGCAAAGGGUUCCCACGGAGACGUCCAGCCACAAUGAGAUGCCUUCAUAAACACCAUGUCAUUUGAUUUCUGUCCCCCCUCUCCCCUCCUUGCGUCUGUGCAGCAGUGUGACUUAAUUCAGCCAUAACAAGCCCAGGAUGGUAUGUGACUUCUUCUGCUGUCCAGAUACUGUACAUAACCUUUUCUCAGCAGUGGGGAGCUGUCAACAGCCCUUGGAUAGACACUAACUGGACGUACAUACAUGGAGGUCAAAGACUCACAGCUGUCAGAGCCAGACAUGGAUAGCCUCCUUGUUCAAAAUGGACGAUAACAACAUCAUAAAGAAUCGCUUUGGUGUUAUUUAAGAGCCAUGAACUGCUUUAAUGAGAAAACAGAAUGAGUAAUAUCUUACCUUUAUAUUGCCUUUUGUUGCUGUGUUUGUGCUUUGACUGUUAAAAUGAUAAGUAAUGAUAAGGUAAGUGUGAAUUAUCGCUUGUCUUUUUUUCUACAGUGUGUGUGUGUGUGUGUGGAAUUUGCAGCAUCCAUUCUUUGCAUAAAACGUUUUUUUCUUUGGAAGCUGGAGGCUGAUGAUGGAUGACUGCCCGGGUCCGAUUCCCCAGAAGAUUGUUGAACCGGUGUGACAGCACAGAUGGAACACAGCAAACGCAAUGAUGUGUGUGUCAUUCAGGGUGUCAGUUUAGGUCACAUGUUGAUGUGUGUGCCAUGUCUAGCAUCUUAUGCAGCAGGCUCCUCCAAAAUGAGGCAGUCUUUUCCAGGAUGCCCCCCCCCCCCUGCAGUUUCCACAUCUACAUGUGGAAAGUGGAAAAUCUAGAAUUACAGAGGUGUGUGAAUGAAACUGGCCUUGGCUUAACCUCGAUCUCCUGCUAGUUUUUUAGACUCCACACUCAUCCUCAAUAUCCCAGCCGACCAAGACUGUGUACUGCUGUAGGAAAUAUAUUCCUCUUUCCUUC
This is a messenger RNA of Siniperca chuatsi (mandarin fish), 3172 nucleotides long. RefSeq names its product ring finger protein 207a (gene rnf207a). The record is from RefSeq and is a predicted model, not a curated record. Gene Ontology annotation, molecular function: Hsp70 protein binding; zinc ion binding; transmembrane transporter binding. The transcript has 19 exons. Gene Ontology annotation, biological process: regulation of cardiac muscle contraction; regulation of heart looping. NCBI's taxonomy places the organism in Eukaryota, Metazoa, Chordata, Actinopteri, Centrarchiformes, Sinipercidae. Gene Ontology annotation, cellular component: perinuclear region of cytoplasm. The coding region runs from base 377 to 2272 and encodes 631 amino acids.